AUGGAGCCUAUCAGAUCAAAUCCAACACUCUGCGACGAUCUCAUCAGCGAGAUUCUCGUACGCGUGCCAGUGAAAUCCCUAAUUCAGUUCCAACUAGUCUCCAAAACCUGGCUUUCCCUAAUCAAAGACCCGGUCUUCGUCAAAGCCCAACUCCGCCGAGCAAUCAGAAGCGGAACUGAUGAAACUCUUAUGCUUGUCCGCUAUUCAUGUUCCACUUCGACGGAAAGUGCUAAGCUGAAGUUAUCACUCUUUGACGUUGACUCUCGUCAAAUUGUGUCCGAAACUAGGUAUCCAUAUUCUCAAGGUGAGUCUAGAUCCGUGCCUCGUUUAACACUUGUUGGUUCUGCUAAUGGCAUUGUUUGUUUGGUUCUCUUCGAAACUUCACGCCUAAUUAAUAGAUUCUUUCUGUGGAAUCCUGCUACUAGACAAUCAUUAAGAGUUGUUCCUGGUAGGGGCUUGAGUAAACCCCGCGCUCUAGGUUUUGGUUAUGAUCCAGUAGAUGGGGAUUAUAAGAUUGUUAGGGUUGUAUCAGGGCCUUGUCUUCCAACUGAGGUGUUUUCAGCUAAUAGGAAUGUAUGGCGAGAAGUUCCUGAUCCGAUUGACAGCCCUGAUCAUGACUUCUUAAGUGGCCAUUUCCAUGUGUGUGUGAAUGGAUUUUUAUGUGGUAUUGACAAGGGCGUAGGGAUGAUGGUGUUUGAUUUGAACAAGGAGGUCAUGAAUUGUGCUAUUAAGCUCCCUGUUGUUGCUGCUGGCGGUAUUGGUGUUGUUGGUGAUAAUGAUGAUGACUAUGAUGAGGAGUAUUAUGAUGCUCAGCCUGAAACUCAUAUUAUUGAGCUUGAUAAGUCUAUUGCUGUCAUUACGUUGUGGGCUGAUGCAUUGAAUGUAACAUCCCAGAUUUUCAGAAUUAGUUUAUUAAUAUAG
Molecule: messenger RNA, 921 nt
Organism: Daucus carota subsp. sativus
Lineage: Eukaryota; Viridiplantae; Streptophyta; Magnoliopsida; Apiales; Apiaceae
Product: F-box protein CPR1-like
Exons: 1
Coding region: 1-921 (306 amino acids)
Molecular function (GO): protein binding
Source: RefSeq, a predicted model, not a curated record